AGCAGAUGGUCUGAGCUGCACAAUAACACCUACUGCCCCACCAACUGUUGCUCCCCCUACUACUCCAACUACUGUCCCUCCACCCACAACCAGAACGACCACAAUUUCCAUGACAACACCGACCACACAGCCCCCCACACCUGCUACUAUAUGUGGGCCAAGUCUUUUCACAGGUGCCUCUGGAAGCUUCCAAACACCUGCCUGGCCCACGACCUAUCCCUUAAAUUUUAACUGUGAAUGGAACAUCCAAGUUCCUUCUCCAGGAUGCAAUGUUCGCCUCACAUUUGAUGAUUUAGCUUUUGGGAUAGCUGGAAAAACAACUGAAAACUGUCCCAAAGAUUAUUUGAAGAUCCACGAUACUACCGGCUUAAUUCACACCAUUUGUGAUCUUGGUAGACCUUCUCUCAUCACUGCAACUGGCAAUACCACACUAUACUUCUUUGCUGGACCAUAUCAUGGACCAAAACGUACGGGAUUCAGGAUUGAGUACACGAUAGUUUGUCCAAGCACUCCCCCGCCUACCACCAGGCCAACUACAGUAGCCACGACAUCACCAGGUCCAACCACUCCCCUACCUACCACCAGGCCAACUACAGUAGCCACGACAUCACCAGAUCCAACCACUCCCCUACCCACCACCAGGCCAACUACUAGAGCCCCUACACCUCCAACCACCAUUGCCCCAACUACACUACCACCACCCACUCCGAAUUGCCCUGUUUUACUAUCCAACCCUCAAGGAAACUUUGCUUGCGGUGGAGUCAUGCCGAUGGGUCAACGUUUCGGACCUGCUAAUCUUCCCUCAGGCGCUAUCACUGGUACAAUUUCAUGCACUUGGAUUACCUUCGGUUCUGCCCAAGUUUGUUUCAAGUAUUUUGAUAUUCCCAACAGUGAGCAAUGCUCGUCUAAUUCUGUUGCGGUGUACGAUGGAUUUAGAAGUGAGGGUCAAUUGAUUGAGAAGAUGUGUGGAGAGAAGUGUACCGAUCACAUAGUCCCAGGGAUAGGAAGUAUCUUGACUGUGAUUCUGGAGGUGUCUUCCCCAGGAUCGUUCAGAGGAUUUUAUGCACAAUUUGAAAAGCUAGAGGACUAACAUUUUAUUCAGUCUGUAGCAAUAUUCACAUUUGUUGAUCAAACAAUUACUGGAAGCAUGCAUGAUUAUAAAUACUAUUCAUAAAAGCUGAAAGUGUCAUAGUACUAAUAUGUAAGCCGUAGAUGUACCUAGUUGGGAGGUCAAUUUUUGGGUGAGAAGGUUUGUACAUGCAUAAUAUAUAUAAGGCAUGCAGGAGACAGACAUGCAAGCAAAGCUCUAUAACAUUAUGGUCGAGGACUC
Molecule: messenger RNA, 1330 nt
Organism: Halichondria panicea
Lineage: Eukaryota; Metazoa; Porifera; Demospongiae; Suberitida; Halichondriidae
Product: mucin-2-like
Exons: 2
Coding region: 110-1090 (326 amino acids)
Source: RefSeq, a predicted model, not a curated record